Centrocercus urophasianus (Greater sage-grouse) is the source of this 2307-nucleotide messenger RNA. Its product is annotated as D-threo-3-hydroxyaspartate dehydratase-like. The record is from RefSeq and is a predicted model, not a curated record. The transcript has 8 exons. Gene Ontology annotation, biological process: D-serine catabolic process. The coding region runs from base 834 to 2075 and encodes 413 amino acids. NCBI's taxonomy places the organism in Eukaryota, Metazoa, Chordata, Aves, Galliformes, Phasianidae. Gene Ontology annotation, molecular function: D-serine ammonia-lyase activity.
GGCCGCCGGAGCCGCGCCGAGAGCAGCCACGGCAGUGAGGUGUCUCUGUUCCAAGUGUCCCAGCUGUCCCUGUCUCCAGGUGUCUCAGUCCCAGGUGUCACACACUCAAGUGUCCCUGUCCCAGAUGACCGAGGUGUUCUGUGUGUCCUGGCAUCAGAAAUCCCAGUCCCAGGUGUCCCUGUGUGCAAGUGUCCCUGUUUCCAAUGUCCCAGCUGUCUCCAGGUGUCCCUCACCCAGGUGACCCAGGUGUCUCUGUUCCCUUAUAUCCCCAUUCUGCUGUCCUUGUCCCAGGUGUGCUGUCCCUAGGUGUCCCUGUUCCUCAUGUCCCAGCUGUUGUUGUCCCCAGGUAUCGUAGACCCAAGUGCCCCUGACCCAGAUGUUCCUCCUCCUGUUAUCCCGUGUGUCCUCGUCCCAGCUGUCCUCACCCAGGUGUUCCAGGUGUUCCAGUCCCACAUGUCCCUACUCCCAGUGUCCCACGUGUUCUUGUCCCAGGUGCCCCAUCACCCAGAGUCCCCAUUCCCAACCUUCCAGGUCACCCAGGUGUUCCAGGUGUCCCAGCAUCAGGAGCCCCUAUCCCCCAGUAUCCCAGUUUCCAAUCUUCCAGGUUUCCCACAACAUCCCAAAUGUCCCUGACCCGGGUGUUCCAGGUGUCCUAACAUCACAUCCCUCUCCCUCAGUGUCCCUGUUCCCAGUCUUCCAGGUGUCCCAGAGUGUCCCAGUGCCACAGCUGUCCUUAUCUCCUAGUAUCCCAGACCCAGGUGUCCUGACCCAGGUCGAGAGUGGUGACCAGCCGCCCCGGAACCUCCUCAGAAAGUGUCUCCAGAAGAGUGGCCAUGUGGUUGGGUGCCCGCCUGGACACGCUGCCCACCCCAGCACUGACCAUCGACCGCACCACGGCGCGUCGCAACGCUGAGCGCAUGCGGGAGCACUGCCGGACCCUGGGCGUCCGCCUGCGACCCCACGUCAAGACCCACAAGACGCUGGAAGGCGGUUUGUUGGCCACCGGCGGCACGCGGCGCGGCAUCGCUGUCUCCACGUUGGCCGAAGCGCGUUUCUUUGCGGACGGUGGCUUUGAUGACAUCCUGCUGGCUUACCCAUUGCCCACCACGCGGCUGGAGGAGUGUGCAGGGCUGGCGCAGCGCCUCGAAGCCUUCCACGUGCUGCUGGACCGCCCCGAGGCGCUGGCCUGCCUGCGGCAGCGGCCACUGGCCCAUGGCAAACGCUGGCUCGUCUGGCUGAAGCUCGACUGCGGCAACGGCAGAGCUGGCGUGCGUCCGACGGAUCCUGCAGCCCUGGAGCUGGCCAGGGCCAUCGCCACCGAUGCACCCAAGGAAGUGACAUUGGUUGGGGUCUAUGCACACUGUGGGAACACCUAUGGCUGCAGUGGGGCAGACGCCAUCCAGGCCAUCGCCAGGACCACCACCAACGCUGUCCUCGGCUUUGUGGCUGCGCUGAGGCAGGCUGGUGUGCCCUGUCCCCACGCCAGCAUCGGCUCCACUCCCUCCUGCAGCCACCCCAUCCCUGAGAUGUCCCAACUCACCGAGCUGCACCCGGGCAACUACAUCUUCUACGACCUGCAGCAGACACAGCUGGGCUCCUGCCAGCCCCAGGACGUGGCCAUCCGUGUCCUCACGAGGGUUAUUGGGCACUACACGCACCGAGGGCAGCUGCUGGUGGACUGUGGCUGGACAGCACUCAGCCUGCACGGGGCAGGAGCAGGACGGGGCCCCCAGGGCUGCGCUGCCAUCGAUGGGCACCCCGAGCUGCGGUUGGUGGGGCUGACGCAGGAGCACGGGCUGCUGGAGCACGCUGAUGGACAGAUGGAUUUUGGGAAGUUCCCCGUGGGCAGCGUGCUGGCACUCAUCCCAUACCACGUGAGUGCUGUCCCCCAUCCCCUUGUCCCCAGUGUCACCCCGUGUGUCACCCUACUCUCCCCCACAGGCGUGUGCUACGGCGGCCAUGCACCCUGUGUACUAUGUGCACGAGGAGGGGCAGGUGGUGGCCCUAUGGCACCCCGUGCGUGGCUGGUAGGGCCCCAUCCCACUGCCCAUAAUGAGGACCUGCGCCCACAAUGAGAUCCUAUAUAGCCAUAACGAGGUCCUGUGCCCACGAUGACAUCCUACACCCACGCCGAGUUCCUGCAGUCACAACGAGAUCUUGCAACCCUGCUGAGAUCCUCAUGGCCAGCACGAGAUCCUGCAACCACACUGGGAUCCUGCAGCCGUGCUGACAUCCUGUGAGCAUCACGAGGUUGUGGAGCCAUGACGAGACCCUACACCCAUGAUGAGAGAUCCUACACCCAUGAUG